Messenger RNA from Macadamia integrifolia, 1242 nucleotides. RefSeq names its product scopoletin 8-hydroxylase-like. The transcript has 3 exons. Bases 1 to 1092 code for a protein of 363 amino acids. Lineage: Eukaryota; Viridiplantae; Streptophyta; Magnoliopsida; Proteales; Proteaceae. The record is from RefSeq and is a predicted model, not a curated record.
AUGGCACCAACAUUUGCCGACGGCAACUCGCUGUUUGAUUUUGUAGUCCGGCGGGGUAAUGGCGUCAAGGUUCUUGUUGAUUCUGGCUUGCUGACAGUGCCUAAUGAAUACAUCCAACCUCUAGAAGAAAGAAUAAGAAAGGAAGUUGCAGGAACAUAUCUAGCACAACCUAUCGACCUUUCGGAACUUGAUGGCCCUAAUCAUGGAAAAAUUAUUGAGGCUCUCACAAGGGCUGCGGAAACUAUUGGCUUCUUCCAAGUGGUGAACCAUGGUGUGCCAGUAGAAGUGCUUGAGGGUCUUGAAGAUGCAGCUCACCGGUUCUUUAAUCAACCACCAGAGAAGAAAGCAGUUUAUCUGAAGGGGUUGAGCCCUACACCCUAUGUGACUUAUGGUACUAGCUGUCUUACAGAGAAGGAUAAGGUCUUGAAAUGGAUAGAUUAUUUGAGCAUGGUUUAUACCUCUGAUGAUGAUGCAAUGAAAUACUGGCCAGAAGAAGUCAGGGAAGUUGAACUCCGCUACCUAAAGACAACAUCAGAGAUGGUGAGAAAGAUAAUGGGGGUGUUAUUUGAGAGCCUUGGAAUGAAGCUGGAUGAUACCAUGGCUGAUGCAUACAUUGGUGCAAGAUUCUGUAACAUGAACUUCUACCCACCAUGUCCCAAUCCAGACCUAACUGUAGGAGCUGGCCGGCAUUCCGACAUGGGCACCCUUACAGUGUUGCUACAAGAUGGGGUUGGUGGCUUGUAUGUUAAAAUGAAAGAUGGAAUAGAUGCCGAAAAUGAGGGAAAGUGGGUACAGAUUCCACCAAUCCCAGGAGCUCUGGUGAUCAAUGUUGGGGAUAGCCUUCAGAUACUGAGCAAUGGCAGAUACAUGAGUGCAGAACACAGAGUUCGAACAACAAGCACAGAAUCGAGAGUUUCAUGCCCUAUAUUUUUUAACCCUCAAGCGACAGUGAAGAUUGCACCAUUGCCUGAUGUGGUUGAGAAGGAUGGGAUGGCUCAUUACAAUGAGGUCUUAUUUCAAGAUUACUUGAGCAACUUUUUGAACAAGGCUCAUACAGGGAAGAGGUGUCUUGAUUCUGCAAAGAUCAGUUAGUCUUCCUAAGUUAAAAUGCGUUGAACCCACAUCAGUUUGGAUUUCCAUUCCCUUUUCCUGGUGAAUUAUUCUCAAGUUUUUGGUGUUUCUCCUUUUCCCUUGUGUGACACAACAGUCUUUAUGCCUCAAGUAAAAUUAAACUUAUUAUAU